This is a messenger RNA of Rotaria sordida, 270 nucleotides long. The record is from the annotation of a GenBank genome assembly. Lineage: Eukaryota; Metazoa; Rotifera; Eurotatoria; Philodinida; Philodinidae.
AUGAAACUUGAUAAGAAUUGUGGGGUUCCCAUGCCUCCUCUUCUAAUUGAUCCGGAAAUCGAAUUUUACAUCGAUGAGCCCACUUUUGAUCCUGAUAUUCAUUUGACAAUGACCGAACCAGAUUUUGUCGUAUUACUCGAUGGUUUUCAACAUGUGCCGAAAGCGCCACAACUUCCUCAACCUGUAGCAUCCAAUGGUGAUAGCCAAGUGGCUUAUAGUGGUCCAUUUCCAUUGUUAAGUGAUGAAGACUAUCGAGUAUUACAUACGUAG